Cryphonectria parasitica EP155 is the source of this 1719-nucleotide messenger RNA. RefSeq names its product alternative NADH-dehydrogenase. Gene Ontology annotation, molecular function: NADH dehydrogenase activity. Bases 1 to 1719 code for a protein of 572 amino acids. The record is from RefSeq and is a predicted model, not a curated record. Lineage: Eukaryota; Fungi; Ascomycota; Sordariomycetes; Diaporthales; Cryphonectriaceae. The transcript has 4 exons.
AUGGCUUCCUCAUCGCGAGCUCUUGGGCUGAGCAAGCUCGCGACCCGCCAGUCCGGCAUCGCCCCUCGCCUGCUGCAGCACCAGCAGCAAUCAACAGCCCUCAACGGCAGAAUACGUCCUGUCGUCCUCCGCUCCCAACAACGCCAGUACUCUGAUGCGCCUCCUCCCCCACCCAAGAAGAAGCCCGGGAAGCUGAGGAGGACGCUCAGGUGGACAUGGCGCCUCGUGUACCUGUCCGUCCUGGGCACCUUCGCCUAUGUCGGCUACGAGGUCUGGGAGCACAGAAACCCAGAUGCCCAGGUCAACCCAGACCCCUCCAAGAAGACACUCGUGGUCCUUGGUACCGGCUGGGGUUCCGUUGCCCUCCUCAAGAAGCUCGAUACCGAGAACUACAACGUCGUCGUCAUCUCGCCGCGCAAUUACUUCCUCUUCACGCCCCUCCUCCCCUCGUGCACUACCGGCACCAUCGAGCACCGCUCCAUCAUGGAGCCCGUCCGCACGAUUCUCCAGCAGAAGAAGGCCGCUGUCAAGUACUACGAAGCCGAGGCCACCUCGAUCGACUCCGAGCGCAAGGUGGUGCGCAUCAAGGACGAGUCCGAGAUCAAGGGCAGUGUGUCCGAGACCGAGGUCCCCUAUGACAUGCUGGUGAUUGGUGUGGGCGCCGAGAAUGCCACUUUUGGCAUCCCGGGCGUCCGUGAGAACGGCUGCUUCCUCAAGGAGAUUGGUGAUGCCCAGCGCAUCCGCAAGAAGAUCAUGGACUGCGUCGAGACGGCCGCUUUCAAGGAUCAGGAUCCAGAGGAAAUCAACAGGCUGCUGCACAUGGUCGUCGUCGGCGGCGGCCCGACGGGUGUCGAGUUCGCCGGUGAGCUGCAGGACUUCUUCGAGCAGGACAUCAAGCGGCUGAUCCCGGACAUCAGCGACCGCUUCAAGGUGACCCUGGUCGAGGCCCUGCCCAACGUGCUGCCCUCCUUCUCCAAGCAGCUGAUCGACUACACCGAGAGCACCUUCAAGGAGGAGAAGAUUGACAUCCUGACCAAGACUAUGGUCAAGAAGGUCUCGGAAAAGGCCAUCGAGGCCGAGGCGGUCAAGCCCGACGGUAGCAAGGAGCGCGUCACCCUCCCCUACGGCCUCCUCGUCUGGGCUACCGGCAACGCGGUCCGCCCCAUCGUGAAGGACCUGAUGGGACACAUUCCCGCACAAAAGGACUCGCGCCGCGGUCUCGCCGUCAACGAGUACCUGGUCGUGCAGGGCACCCGCGACAUCUGGGCCGUGGGCGAUUGCGCCGUGGCCGGCUAUGCGCCCACCGCACAGGUGGCCUCCCAGGAGGGCAACUUCCUGGCCAAGCUGUUCAACAACAUGGCCAAGACGGAGGCUCUCGAGCAGAACAUCCGCGAGCUGUCCAGCACCCUCAACCUGAAGCCCGGCAACGCCGCCGAGGUGGCCCGCCAGAUCGAGGACUACGAGCGCCAGCUGCGCCGCGUCAAGGAUAUCAAGCCGUUCCACUACUCGCACCAGGGCAGCCUGGCGUACAUUGGCAGCGAGAAGGCCGUCGCCGAUGUUGCAUGGUUCAAUGGCAACGUCGCCUCGGGUGGUACCUGGACCUACCUGUUCUGGAGGAGCGCCUACCUCUCCAUGUGCUUCAGCACUCGAAACCGCCUCUUGGUGAUGAAUGACUGGGCCAAGUCCAAGCUCUUUGGACGUGAUGUGUCCCGGGAGUAG